GUCUUGAUUUGAGCCCCUUGCCAAUAUUCCUCAGCCCGCUAUUCCCGAUGACGGACGCGCGGUCGAUGGGUGUGAUACUCUUUUACAUUAUCGAUGUCAAGUCCUUUAAAAAUACAUAAUUUUCUGAUAAAUUCCUUUUCAGUCUUCUUGGGAGGGCAAGUGGAGGGCAGUAGGUGGUGGAGCAGGAGGAGGAUGAAGAGAGACUGGAGGAGCAGGAUAUUAGCAAAGAAUAAAACAAAGACAGGAAAGAAACUGAGGAAAGAACAGGACGAACAUCAAGAAGGACGAAGCUAAACACAAUGAGAGGAGAGGGACGGCGAUAACAACGAGGGGAGACAGAACAGUAGGAGUCGGAGGGGGAGCAGUCGGAGGGGGUGGGAUAGGGUGCCAGGCGGUGGGCGGGCGGCAGCAGCGGGCAGGAGGCGAGGCAGGAGGCGAGGCAGUGUCGGCGCAGCGCCCUGUGAGGUUGGUCGUAUGUGCUGGUGCGCGAUACCGACUGACCGAGUGUGUGAGAGAGCCAGUGAGCCAGUGACGGUGAGUGCGUGGACCUUCCUCGUCACCACUAACAACAGUGACGCCCUCGUGAUGCGGCAAGAGUAAACACUGCACCACCACCACCACCAGCGUCACCACCACGUGUUGUCUUGCACCGAAGGAAAUAGAAAAAGUUUGAAAAGGUGAUAAAAAGUACAUAAAAAACAGAAGGGAUUUAGAAGGUUAAGGACACAGGGCGGUGAGAUACUGGUGUCCACUGUGUGUCCGUGUGUCCGUGUGUUCCUGAGUGCGCUGGAUUGGACAGACACUUUACACCUGCGCUAAUUGGCUAACCCUCUGGCAGCUGGCGGUGAUUCCAUCCACAGUUUCUCUUUCUUUUCAGACAUGAGACGAGAGGGAGGAAGGAGGAAGAGAAGGAGGUGAAGCAACACCGACAAGAGGCGAGAGGAGUGCGAGGAGGAGGAGGAAGAGGAGGAGGUGAAGGAGGAGGGAGAAGAGAGGAGAGAGGAGGAAGGAGAGAGGGCCAGUUUGGAGGAAAGCAAAAUAUUUCUUCCCAGCUUGAAACGGGCGCCGUCUCGCCGCCGCGAGAACACUUGGGCCCUUCACGUCCCUCUCUUCCUGGCGGGUCCUGGAGUCUGGGCCCUUGAGUACAAGCCUCCUGCACCCCCAGAGGCCCUUGUGUUCUAUUUAAACGCUGCUCAAGUGUCCCAGGGAGACAAUGGCGGCUGUGAGGGGUCCGGCGAGGCGAUACUGAGGCUGCGAAAUGAACACGAGAGGAAUUUAAAUACACGUCUUGAAGUGCUCGAGAAGACGGUGGCAACGGGAGGCUCCUCUACAAGGCUGCUGUGUCUGUUCGUCUGUCUCUUUGUGUGGGUGUGUGUCUCCCCCACUGGCUCCCCUUUCUGCUGAGUCGCUUGCCGCCUCAUCGUGUGUGUCUUGACUCUACGUGAUUUGCUGCGGUUCCUGGAAGCUGUGUUCGUGCCUGCGUGAGUGCGUGUGCGUGUGUGUGUGUGUGUGUGUGUGUGUGUGUGUGUGUGUGUGUGUGUGUCGGUGCGUGUAAAUGUAUGCGUGUGUUUGAGUUGGGCCGCCUGCUCUAAUUACUGGCUCGUGUUGGGAUGUCGAACAGUAAACGGUGAGGCAGGAAAUUGUGUGGUGGUGCCUGCGUGCGUGUGUGUGUGUGUAAGUGUGUGUGCGUGUGGCGGUGCUAAUCCUAUUCGAUGGUGCCGCUCAGAGCCUUGUGACGCUAACCAGAUGAAGAUUAUGGGAAGAGAGAGAGGAAACUGAUAAACACGAAGAAAAUACUAAGGGACAAAAGCAGUGAUAGGAAAUAAAGUCAACAUACACAGGCGGGAAUCAGAAAGACAAAGACAAGAAAUGGUGGUUCGGGACAGCGGCCACAGAGGGUGCAGACAGGACUCCCGGACAGCAGUGGAACAAAGGGAAAAGCAGCGAAAGGAGUCAGUUCAUGAUACUUUGACGUGAAGACGAAGCACAAAACAAGUUAUAAACACAGACAGUUGUGUGAAGGCAAAGACAAAAAUAAUGAUAUCUGAGAAAGAGAAUACGUGAAAAAACAAAACAAUACAGAAACAAACAGCAUAAACAAGUGAAGUCAACAGAGUGGGUUAAAACGAAAGAAACAAAAAAAGAAAAAAAUCAGAGAGAAAAACAGGACAAAACAACAAUAUGAACGCGUGACCGAGGGAAAAAGAGUGAAGUGUUACAAAGUCAAUAAGAAGCGAACACAGAGCACCAGCAUCAGGGGCGCCAUGCCAGCCAUCAGCGGCCCCAGCGAGGACCCACUCUCCUACCCAGACCCUGAGCCCGAUCCUGAUGUGGUGGGCGUGGGGGGCCGGGGAGUAGGAGGGGGAGAGGGAGAGGGAGAGGACAUGCUCAUGGGGGAGGGGGAUGACCUUGGCCUUGAGUCAGACGGCCUUGACCUCAACCAUGUUCGGACUGUAAUGUGGAACCGCUUCAUGGAACAGUCGACCGUGAUCGUGAACGCCACGGACGACAGCCAGAAGGUGCUGCGCUGCUUCGACCAAUUCAUCGCGUCCCUCCUGGAGUCAAAGGACGGCGGCGCGGCGGCAGGCUCGUGUCCGGUCAAGUUCGACGGCGUGUCCUGCUGGCCCCAGACGCCCCCCGGCACGUUGCGGGUCAUCCCCUGCUUCGAUGUGUUCAACGGCGUCUACUACGAUCCAUCAGAAAACAACGCCACCCUCUACUGCUACGCUAACGGGACGUGGUCAAGCCGCUCUUUCUACGACUACUGCCUCAACGCCAUCACCAACCCGCCGGGGACGCACGUAGGCACCUCCAUCAGCACCAUCCAGACCACAUUCUACGUGGGCAACUCCCUCAGCCUCGCCGCCGUGGCUUUGGCUCUCUGGAUCUUCAUCUCCUUCAAGGACCUGAGGUGUCUACGCAACACCAUCCACACCAACCUGCUCUUCACCUACCUGCUGCACAACCUCUUCUGGAUCAUCUACGCCUCCGUCAAGGGUCUGGUGGCGUGGUCCGUGGGCUGCGGCUUCUUCGUCACCCUCAACUACUUCACACUGACUAACUUCAUGUGGAUGUUUGUUGAAGGUUUCUAUCUCUACAUGCUGGUGGUCAAAACCUUCUCGGUGGAAAACAUCAAGCUACGAGUCUACAUGCUCAUAGGAUGGGGUAUUCCCGUUCCUAUAGUAGCGUUGUGGGUUAUACUGAAGUCACAGCUUGCCGCCAGCCACGAGGGGUCUGAGCUGGAGGUGGUGGCGAUGGCGGGGCAAGAACUAGAAGGCCUCAUCAGAACGUGCCCCCCGAUGCCCGCGAGCCACUUCGACUGGCUUCACAAGGUGCCCGUCCUCGUGGUGCUCUCCCUCAACCUGCUCUUCCUGGCGCACAUCAUGUGGGUCCUCAUCACCAAGCUGCGAUCUGCUAACACGGUGGAGACGCAGAGGUACCGCAAGGCCACCAAGGCGCUGCUGGUGCUUAUCCCGCUGCUGGGCCUCACCUACAUGCUGCUCAUCGCCCUGCCGCAGGAGCUGGAGCACGUGCGGGCCGUCCUUCUCUCCACGCAGGGCUUCUGGGUGGCGCUGUUCUUCUGCUUCGUGAACAGCGAGGUGCAGAACAGCAUCAGACACCACAUAGAGAGGUGGAAGACUGCCCGCGGCCUGGCUGACCCCCGCUGCCAGUCCGUCAGACACAGGGACGGCUCGCCGCGCCCCAAGACAGGUUGCUCCAGUUACGGGCGACGGUUGUUCGGGGGCAAAAGGGAAUCCCUGUGUUCAGAAGUGACCACCAUGACCACGUACGUCGCCAACGGUUACCAGCCCGUCAGCACCCAGACCACCACCACCAACACAACCACUAACACCGCCUCCCCCAACACGCUGCCGCUGCCCCAGGCCCAGCCGCCGAUACCCAUGGGACACCUCGCCUUCAGGAACUCCACGGCGGGCCUCAGUCAAUCCAGCGCAAGCGAGGCGGAUUGCAAGAUCACUGUCAAGGAUUCUCUGCUCUAAAGUAUUCCCAGAAAAAAAAGGACGUGACAUUAGGACUUGUGCAUCGAGCUGCGUGUGUCAAUGUGUGUUUCUUGCGUGACUUUUACGUGCGUGUGUAAGUGUGUGUGUUUGGAAGGUAUGUCUAUGUUAUUGUGACGUAUCUGUUUCUCGGUUUGCUUCUGCGCGCGCGCGCGCGCGUGUGUGUGUGUGUGUGUGUGUGUGUGUGUGUGUGUGUGUGUGUGUGUGUAAGGAAAGGAAGGUGCGUGUAAGUGUUCGAGCGAUGCGUUUGUCUCCUUGUCUGUCUUUAUGUCAGUCUGUGUGUCAUUGGGGUGGGGGCGGAGUGGCGGCAGAUAAGACGCUCACUGCAAGGACACCCAUCCCAUACUGCAAGAUCAAGAGCGAGAGAGGCGACUUACCCUCACAAAUGCUGUCAGGAAUUACCUCUACAACCGCCACCACCGUCGCCACCACCACAAACACGACGACGACGACGACAACCAGAAACUCAACGUCACUGGCUGCCUACGUGACAGAGUAUGAGCGUGAGGGAAAAAGAAUCAUAAAAAAAAGCACAGUUAUACCGGCGGAAAUUGAAACCAGCAUGGAAGACAACAGCGGCUGCAGUGGUGGUGGUGGUGGCUGACUCUGGCUUCACAGAGACGAGAUGAAGUGAUGUAAAAGUGAAGCAGAGCAGGGUAAGAGAGGCAGGGUGAGCGAGGCGGGGUGAGAGAGGCAGGUUAUGGUGAGGUGCACAUACAUACACACACACGCAAGCACACAUACGUACAGCGGGUCACCUCACACAGUCAUUCGUGUGGCGCUCACUGCAUUGAGCAUACAAAAGUGUAAAACCAGACCCUCUUCCCGCUGUACAGUGUGGCGCCAGGAGUCGUGUGCACGUCAGCUGAGGCAACACACGCAGACUACAAUAUGUACCACAUGGAGGCAGUGGGAAAAUGUGAGCAUUGUGUUCGUAGGUAAAGAGCGUUGCGUGCGUGUACUCGUACAGGGAACUGACGCGUGCACUCUCCACCAUGGCAGGCCGCCCACCAGCCUGCCACGGCAGCGUGAACUGACCCACCCACAGAUCUCACUGAUUUUCGAAAACUGCUCACCUCGCCUCGCCUCCACAAGUCUGCCCUGCUCCGCCCUGAGGCUUAUCGAACAAAGCCCACCAGCGAGCAGAUCCCUCAGGUGGCGGGGCGAGGCGCACGGCACGCCCGCCGACACUCAUGGCUCAGACUCUGUGUGUGUGUGUGUGUGUGUGUGUGUGUGUGUGUGUGUGUGUGUGUGUGUGUGUGUGUGUGUGUGUGUGUGUGUGUGUGACGCUCUGAUAAUACUACUGUUUAGGGAUCCUUGUGUCAAGACGUGUCCGUGCAGGGUGAGGCGGGACAUCACCACCGCCGCCUCACCACCACCGCCACCACCACCAUCACGACGAUGAGGCAGUCACUGAACUCAUCGAGACACAAAGGAUGACAGAGAGCAAUACCCGGGAUCAGCGGUGCGGGCGAAAUGUUUCUUUCUCCUGUCCUGUGUACGUGUUCCUGGAGGCGCGGCCCUGCUGAAUCACCUCCCGGCCCAAGGCCCCCUCAGGCGAAGUGGCCGGCGUGCGACAAGCGAGCAGUUAUCACCACUCCUUACAAAGGCCGCUGCACCCACUCGAGCACGCCGGGCGGGGGCAUUGAAGGCGCGUCUCAGGACAGAAUAUAAUCUUGCUGCGUCAAUUAUCAUCCGAGACACCGGCAAGGAGAGGCGGCGCGGCACAAGCGUGCCAUGCUCGGCUGCACUCACUCCCGCGCUCCCUUCGUCGAGAGCAAUAUAAUUAAGCACAAAAGGCGACGAGGCGGAGGUGAAUCCUGCAGUAAAUCCCUCCCUCGCCUGCAACACAAGACAGGGACGCGGCGCCCGGCACACAGCGACAAGGCAAAUUGCUCGCUUCGCUCACCGCCACCAGAUUACUUCCCUCGCAGCGCCACCAAGCCCAGCACGGAAGGAAAAAUAGUCAUCGAGCGAGUGAAGGAAGCGGGCACUACCACCUAAAAGCGGGGACUGCAGCGGUGACCCGAGAGAUAGUGCAGCUGUACUGUACGCUUGUGUUGUGCUGUGUUGCCGCGCCAGGGACCCUCCAAGAGACCUGUACUGUGGUGUGCUGCGAUGUAUCAGCCUCCAGGACCUGCAGUUAUUAUCUCAACGUGUUACAAGCGCGAAUACAUCCUCCAGUACCCUGAUGCUGACUAUAUAUUAAGGCUACUCACUCACUCAGUACUUGACGAGCCUAGGCACACUGUCAUUAUCAUUAUUAUUAUUAUUAUUAUUAUUAUUAUUAUUAUUAUUAUAAUUAUUAUUAUUAUUAUUAUGUAGGUCUGGACUGAGGCGGAGGGCGAGUACAUUCGUAGAGCUCAUACAUACAUACUACUAAUGAUAUGGCGUAUAAUACAUAUAUUUUUGUGUCGGGUAUAGGCUGUAUAUAUCAUAGGCUUAGGGAAAGAGAGACGAAGUUUUUUCUUGUACAUAGACACACCUGGUGCUGUUUAUGACUUCCUGU
Scylla paramamosain (green mud crab) is the source of this 6528-nucleotide messenger RNA. RefSeq names its product diuretic hormone receptor-like. The record is from RefSeq and is a predicted model, not a curated record. The transcript has 11 exons. Gene Ontology annotation, cellular component: plasma membrane. NCBI's taxonomy places the organism in Eukaryota, Metazoa, Arthropoda, Malacostraca, Decapoda, Portunidae. Gene Ontology annotation, biological process: adenylate cyclase-modulating G protein-coupled receptor signaling pathway; cell surface receptor signaling pathway. Gene Ontology annotation, molecular function: G protein-coupled peptide receptor activity; diuretic hormone receptor activity; peptide hormone binding. The coding region runs from base 2265 to 4001 and encodes 578 amino acids.